AUGUCAACUAAAUAUUUGACAUAUUAUGAUGCCGAUGUAGACUUGGAGGAUGUUGAACUUUUCGAAGAUAGACGAUGGCUUAAUGAUAAAUGUAUUGAUUUGUUUAUAGAAUACCUUGAACAUAAUACAACUUCAAAUGAUGAUGUCUCUCGAUCAAAGGUUUUUCUUCUUAGGGCUGCUCUUACUUUUUUUAUAUCUAAUAUUCAAGAUUCUACAUUCCUUGCUGGCGCACUUCCUAAACAGAUCUUUAUUGCACAAGUUAUAUUUAUGAUAGUAAAUGAUAAUGUUGAUGUGACUAAAGCUCGUGGUGGAAAUCACUGGAGCUUAUUGGUAUUUAUUAGAAAAACUAAUAAAUUCUUACAUUAUGAUAGUGCUAGUGGAAUGAAUACGGGAGUUGCUAAAUAUAAUGCCAUGAGAAUUGCUGGGGUACUUGGUGUUACUGGAUCAUCUUUUCAUAAUAUGAAAACACCUCUUCAAGAGAACGGAAAUGAAUGUGGCGUGUAUGUUAUCUCAAUAACAGAACAGCUUUAUCAAAAAGUUGUUAAAUAUUAUCAAACACAUCAUCAUGAUGAUGAAAAAGAAUUUGCUUCAAUUUUUGAACUUGAACAAGACAAAAUUCCCACUGGUCGUGAAAUGAGAAAGAGGUGUAGAAAAAUAGUUCAGGAACUUAGAGAU
Racocetra persica is the source of this 675-nucleotide messenger RNA. The record is from the annotation of a GenBank genome assembly. Lineage: Eukaryota; Fungi; Glomeromycota; Glomeromycetes; Diversisporales; Gigasporaceae.